Molecule: messenger RNA, 1828 nt
Organism: Tarenaya hassleriana
Lineage: Eukaryota; Viridiplantae; Streptophyta; Magnoliopsida; Brassicales; Cleomaceae
Product: F-box protein At3g07870-like
Exons: 2
Coding region: 75-1556 (493 amino acids)
Molecular function (GO): protein binding
Source: RefSeq, a predicted model, not a curated record
AUCACCGCUGCAAAAUCGAAGCGUCUUCUCCCGUCUCCCUCGCCAUUGCCGAAUAGUUUCCCCCCUCCUCCGCCAUGACUUUCUUCUUCCGCUAUCUCCUGCAUAAUAGAAAGCUCGAAAAUUCCCGACGACCCAUUUUACUAAAACGACGAAGGAUCACUGAAGCACCGGAGUUCACAUGGGGCGAGACUUCUCGAGCAGAACAGAACCCAGAGCAAGAGGACGACAAAGCCAGCGAGGUGUCUGAACGUGUAGAGGAGGAAGAACAGGGAGACCCGUGUCUUCUCUUCCAGCUUCCGACAAGUAUUCUCGCCGAUAUACUCUCCAGGCUCUCUUUCAAGGUCGUGUGCAUCUCUCGAUGCGUGUCUAAGGUUCUGCUUUCUGUGACCUCCUCUCCUGAUUUCAUGUCGCUUCGUCUAGAUAGAUCCGAUUUCGAGAUAUUCCUUCGACCGGAUUCUCCCAUGCGUGGCUCUAGGGAUCUCCAUUUCGUGGAUUUGCAUGGACUUUGUGAUUCUGCUCCUCUUCGAGGAGGAACUACGGAUGUUAGAUUUAGGGUUUCUCUACCCAAGCGGCGAUUAGACAUGAAAACUCCGUUGGCAGCAGAACGCGACUAUGAUAUAGCAAACUCCUGCAAUGGAUUCAUGUGUUUACGUAAAGCUACGAUGUUUAGUUCUUGCAAGAAUCCGUGUAUUGUGUGGAACCCUUUUACAGGGGAGUUUACGUUCAUCCCGAAACCAGAGAAGGAGAACACUAUAAAAGCUUGGCCUAUUGUUUCGGGAUUGGGCUGUGGGGCGAGGAGCAAUGUCUACAAAGUUGUCCGUUUGUUUCAUGGAGUUUCUCCUUUGAGCCCAUUUGACAGAGUGGCUGAAGUGUGCACUCUUGGCAGUGAUUCUUGGAGAAGCAUUGGACAAGCUCCAUGGGACACGAUCUACGAAGGGUCUACUUAUACAGUGUAUUUGAACGGCGUUAUUCACUGGCUAAGUGAGCCAGAUGGAUCCGUUGCUAAAUUCUCUUUGUUGUGUUUUGGUUUCGAGGAGGAGAAAUUCAAUCAUCUGCCGUUGCCGCCCCAGCUACUUGAGAGGAUGGGCGAUGGUCCAGCAGAGUCUAAGGUGACAUUGGGAGCCCUCAGAGGGUGUCUCUGCGUAUCCGGGCUUGUUUUGCACCGCAUCAAGGUUUGGAUCUUGAGGGACCGCUCUGACGAAACGUCCUGGACACCACAGUUCUCGAUUUAUAACUUCAUGGGGUCCUUUUUUCGGCCUCUAAAAUGGCUAGAGAACGGGAGCUUGGUGAUGUUAUGGAGCAAGAUGUCGCUUGUUUUCUACGACCGCAUGGCCAGAACAGUUAGAGAGUUCCGGGUGAGAGGUGGUGGCUCUGUCGCAUUCCAAGCCAUUGCUCAUGUCCCAAACAUGGGUUCCCUCAGGGAUAUUGCAGGUGGACGGAAUCUGGUGGUCCACAAUGGGGAACCGAUUAGGUGGCGACCGGAAGAUGCUGAAGCAAUGUCUCUCGUGGAAGACAGAGAUGUUGGAGUGAACUGGGUUUUCGAUCUAUGGGGUUAAAGAAGAUGAUGGCUGCUUGGGCAAGUUUUUGUGCAUCGCUUUUUGGGACAUCCAAGGGUUCUUUUUGGUAAAUACGAAUCUGUCUGUCUGCGUAUUGCCGUAAUCAGUGUUAACUCUACCUACUUUAUUCAACAAAAAAAAAACUCUACCUACUUUUUUGUCAUACCCGCAUGUACGUACGCACGCAUGCAUGCAUGUGCGUGUAAGGAACUUCUCUCAAUUAUGUCAUUUCUGCCCCUCUACUUUUAUGUCAUACGCAAUUACGCCCGAUA